Messenger RNA from Trifolium pratense (red clover), 2566 nucleotides. Its product is annotated as trihelix transcription factor DF1-like. The coding region runs from base 413 to 2107 and encodes 564 amino acids. Lineage: Eukaryota; Viridiplantae; Streptophyta; Magnoliopsida; Fabales; Fabaceae. The transcript is spliced from 2 exons. The record is from RefSeq and is a predicted model, not a curated record.
AACAACAAUAAAAUAAAAAAUAAAAAAAGAUUCCAUAUCCCUAAUCAUAAAGUUUAAAAUAAUACCAACAAUAAUAAUUACAUACACACACAUACAAAUACAGAAAGCAAAAAAGUUAAUUACCUGGCUUACUUAUUAAUUAUUUGUAUAGCUAGCUAAUGAAUUAAUUAGAUGUUAAUAAUGAAAUUGACAGAUCCCACCUAAAAAUAAAGAAAUAUAUUCACUCUCAUGAAAGCAUCUCAAUGUGCAUAAUAAAAACCCUUUGAGAUUGUGAGUAUACUAUACUAUAACUAUACUAUUCCUCUUGUUUAUUUUCUCAUCUUUUUAUUCUUCCUUUUUUUUUUCUUCUUCUUCUCUUCUUUUCUCUAUCAAGGUAGGGACAUAUAUAUCUAUCUAUCUAUCUAUACUAGUGAUGGAUAUUUCUACCGGUGAGGAUAUUGUUCCGUCCGUGGUGGUGCAAAACGGCGCUAACGGUGGUCAUGAAGAGAAAGAAAGUGAGAUUAUUGAGGAAGAUGAUAAGAUUAAUAUGAAUGGUGGUGGAGGAAAUAGGUGGCCCCGCCAAGAAACAUUGGCACUCUUGAAGAUAAGAUCAGAUAUGGAUGGUGUUUUUCGUGAUUCAAGUCUUAAGGGUCCCCUAUGGGAAGAAGUUUCAAGAAAACUAGGUGAACUUGGUUAUCACCGAAGCUCAAAGAAAUGCAAAGAGAAAUUUGAGAAUGUAUACAAAUAUCACAAAAGAACCAAAGAAGGUAGAAGUGGAAAAUCAGAAGGAAAAACUUAUAGAUUUUUUGAUCAAUUACAAGCACUUGAAAAACAAUUCACACUCUCUUCUUACUCUCCAAAACCACAAUCAAAUAAUAAUCACACAUCCUCAUUACCAACAACAAAGCCUAAUGAAACCAUAAAUCCAAUAUCACAUGUAACCAAUACUACUAUUCCAUCCACAAACCCUACUGCACUCGUUUUUCCUUCACCGCCAUCAGCCAAUACCACAACCAACCCUAACCACAACAACAAUGUUCCAUAUUCUUUACCAAACAUGAAUAACCUAUUCUCAAACACACCUACCUCAACUUCGUCCUCGACGGCUUCAGAUGAAGACUUGGAAGAGAAGUACAGGAAGAAAAGAAAAUGGAAGGACUAUUUCAGGAGAUUGACAAGACAAGUGUUGGCAAAACAAGAUGAAAUGCAAAAGAAGUUUCUAGAAGCGAUAGACAAACGCGAAAAAGAACACUUGGCUCAACAAGACGCUUUGAGAAUUCAAGAAAUAAAUCGAAUCAAUAAAGAACAUGAACUUCUUGUCCAAGAAAGAUCAUCAGCCGCUCAAAAAAAUGCCGCCAUUAUUGCCUUUCUCCAAAAAUUGUCUGGACAACCACCACCGCCACCACCACCAACAGUGCCAGAGAUGUCUCCGGCUCCGAUAUCACAAGUACAAACACAACAACUUGUGAUACCAAACAACAACAUUGUUGAAAUUAAGAACAUGAAUAAUGGUCACAAAAGUGAUUGUGGUGUUGCUUCUCCAUCAAGGUGGCCAAAAAGUGAAGUCCAUGCACUUAUAAGGAUAAGAACAAGUCUUGAACCAAAAUAUCAAGAAAAUGGACCAAAAGCACCAUUGUGGGAAGAUAUAUCAGCUGGAAUGAAGAAACUUGGUUACAAUAGGAAUGCAAAAAGAUGCAAAGAGAAAUGGGAGAAUAUCAACAAGUACUACAAGAAGAUGAAGGAAAGUAACAAACAAAGACGUGAUGAUAGUAAGACAUGUCCUUAUUUUGAUGAACUUGAAGCUCUUUACAAAGAAAAGAACAAAUUACAGAACCCUUUUGGUUCUAAUUCAUUUCAUAGUAUUAAGUCAAGUGAGAUGAUGGAGCCAUUGAUGGUGCAACCAGAACAACAAUGGAGACCUCCAACUCAAGAUGAAGAAGCUAAUGUGGUGAAGAAGAAUCUUAAUGAAGCAAAAGAAGAUGAAGAUGAUGGUGAUGUUGAUGAUGAGGAUGAAAAUAUGGAUGAAUAUGAAGAUGGAGAUAGCAUGGAAGAAGAUGAAGGAGGUGUUAGUAGCCGUUAUGAAGUUGUCACAACAAAUAAACUUUCUUCAAUGGACACAGUUGGAUGAGACAAGAUAAGGAAGUUUCUGAUUGGAUGGUAAUGAGAGAGAGGGGGUCUUGAAUCAUCCGGUGCAGUGUUGUGUAUCCGUAAGAACCGUUGAAUUUAGAGAUCAAAAUUUAGGUUAUACUUUCGUUUUCUAAAUCCAACAGUUCUUACAGAUUUAUCACAAUACUGUAACUGUAGAUGAUUCAAUUUCUAAGAGAGUGGCAUUACAGUCUCGAUCAUCAAUCAUCUACAACUGAUGUAUAGUGUUUCAGCUUUAAGGAUAAUUAGAUUUAGAGAGAUAAAUUUUCACUCUAAAUCUAACUGUCCUACCGAAGCACCUGAAUCUUAAGAUGUUUCGAUUUCGAGAUAGAUUUUUAUUUUUUAUUUUAAUUAAAUUAUUUUGUGCAUUUGGGAUUACAAGAUGUUAUUGAACUUUGUCAUUGCAAAUAUAGUGAUAUAUUAAAAGCAUAUACCACAAAAA